This is a messenger RNA of Jatropha curcas, 2883 nucleotides long. Its product is annotated as squamosa promoter binding protein-like 2. Gene Ontology annotation, cellular component: nucleus. Gene Ontology annotation, molecular function: DNA binding. NCBI's taxonomy places the organism in Eukaryota, Viridiplantae, Streptophyta, Magnoliopsida, Malpighiales, Euphorbiaceae. The record is from RefSeq and is a predicted model, not a curated record.
ACAAGGUGGUUGUUGGGGAAAGCGAUUAAUUAUUGGUCAUUUUUAUCUAUUUUAUUUUCUGGGAGGAAUGGAUGUAGAUUUGUUGAUGAAUAGAUGUGGGUCUUAUUCAGGGCCCUACUUCUCUGAUUUAGCCCAAACACAUUCAAUGUGAAUUAUUGUAGUUGGAGGUUACUUUGUACGGAUCACACUUUGAUGGUAAAAGGUGAAGCAUUUCUCCUUAUUACAGUUAGUUCUAUGCUUGAUAGUAUAUGAUUGGAGAGGGAGACAUAGAAAGAAAGAGAUAUUUUUGUUAGAGAGUUCACAAUUCAUAAAUAAAAUAACGGUAAGAAUUCUUGUAGGAAUUUGACUGCAACUACUACAAUCGACAAAUAAGUGUUGCGGGGAAGUGGAGAACAAUUUUUACUUGGAUUAAAGAGAGAGGAACCUUUCUCUGAAUGGUGGAUAGCUUGUUAGGUAGGAAGCUCUGAGAGGAUGAGAAGAAGAAGAAGAAGCUUUUAUAUCAACAUACUGAGCUUGUGAGAAUCCGCAAGAUCAGAUGUUCAUUUUCUUGGAUUGAAAUCUGUGGCUUUAAUUGAUUGGUUUUAGUAAGUAUUAUGGAGAUAGAGAUUGAAAUGGAGGACUAUGUCUGCAAAAGAGUUUCUGGGUUGGAAAGAGAGUUCCUUUUUGAGGAUGCUACUUUUGUCUAGUUAAGAAGUUUCGAGUUUUUGGGUUUGUUGAAUUUGAGCAGCAUAAGUGGAAUUUGUUGCAAUAUCAAGAUGAGGCAGAUCUGAUAUUACUCCUUUUAAGAUUGGUUCUGCUGAUUCAGUUGAACAGGUAUGGCUGACCCUUCGAUCGAGUGAAAUUUAAAGGAUCUGGCAUCUGGUUGCUUGCAAGUUAUAUAAAGUAACUGUAAUCUGUAAAGUUGUUCUAUGAGUUCUCUCUCACUGAUGGAGUGGAACACAAAACCCCCUAUACAGUGGGACUGGGAAAACCUAAUAAUGUUUAAUACAACUAAUGAACAUCCGAAGAAGUUAAGGGCAGCAGUGUGGGAAAUUGAUGGAGAGAGAGGAAUUGAUUCUGCUGGGUCUUUUUACUCAUCUAGAAGUGGUAGUGGUAGUGGUGCUUCUGGCUCUGAUUUGGGACUUGCUUCUCUAUCAAAGAGCUCAAAGGCAGCUUCCAUAAAUUCUUCAUCAAUUGGAGAAGUGAAAACAUCCACAUUUACUGGGGAGGCUUCUGAAGCUAUUCCAGAAGAUUCCAACAAUGACAAAUCAUUUGGAAAGGUGAACCCAACUGGUGCUUCUUCUACUCUUGAUGUUUCAGUUGGCUCUGGUGAGCCUCUGCUAGCUUUAAAGCUUGGUAAACGGACAUACUUUGAAGAUGUUUGUGCAGGAAGCAAUAUUAAGACUUCAUCUUUUUCUGUGACUCCUGGUUCUUCUGUUUCUCCUGCAAAGAGAUCCAAGUCCAGUAGCCAGGCUUCACCUACCCCACGCUGUCAAGUAGAAGGCUGUAACCUUGACCUGUCAUCAGCUAAAGAUUAUCAUCGUAAACAUAGAGUUUGUGAAAGUCAUUCAAAGUGCCCAAGAGUCAUUGUAGCUGGUUUGGAACGCAGGUUUUGCCAGCAGUGUAGUAGGUUCCAUGGUCUAUCAGAGUUUGAUGAAAAGAAGCGAAGCUGCCGCAGGCGUCUUUCUGAUCAUAAUGCAAGACGUCGCAAGCCACAGCCUGAAUCAGUCCAAUUGAAUCCCGGAAGACUGUCAUAUAGUGAGAGGCAACAGAUGAGUCUCGUUUGGAACAGGCCCCCGCUGGUUCAUUCCAGGCAAAUUGCAAAUAUAUCAUGGGAAUGCCCAUCCAGCUCCAAAUUCACUAUAACUAAAGAGUGUGUAAUGAAGCCUGCAAAGGUAGGGGUUAUCAAUGGACAGCUGCGUUUGCCUGUUAAUGAGCUGGCAACUUCCAUUCCUAUGCACACUCAUGAUUCCAAGAGCUUGUUGUCAUCCAAGGCCAAGGUCACCACUGCUGAGGUUCUCAACCAAGGUUUGGAAGAACCAAUUAUCUCAUCCAAUGUGGAUGCAACUCAGGAUCUUCAUCGUGCUCUCUCUCUUCUGUCAACUAAUUCUUGGGGCUCAUGUGAGCCAAAAUCCAUUUCACAUGAGCAGCCCACGCAUACAAGUCAUACUGGGCUGCCUCAGUUAUUGACUCAGGCUAUGCCCCGAGGCUCAAUAAUCGAGCCAUCGGAUUACUGGAGGACUGAACAACAUUCUGACUCUCGAGUGCAUACCUUGACUUCAGAGAAUAAUGACAGUAGCAGUUACUUUCAAGAGUUCCAGCUGUUAAGAACCUCAUAUGACAGUGACUUCUACUCUAGUCAAUUGAACUGACUGCUUGAAAUUCAAUCAUAAUUUUCGACUUGACUUGACAAGUUUGUGCACCAAAGGAGGUCUAUUGGUCUAAAUCUAGCUCGAUCGUAUUACAUCAUCUUCCCUGCAUGUUUCGCAAAUCUAAUUCAAUUUCUAUUGUUGAAACAUCUUUGAAAUUCGAGUAGCAGAAGAAGGUAAUAGUUAUUUCCUCCAGCAGCUUGGCGUUCGUUGCUUGUGCCGUCAGAUUUUAGAUAAUGGUGAUCAAAGGAUUGGAAGAUGUAUUUGCUAAAGUUUGAUUGAGGUAACACAAUUUCAAUUUUAUCAUUAAAUGUGGGUUAUUGUAACUAGCAGAACAAACAUUAGUGCAGGCAUGUAUUUGCUGCUGCAGUAUCUCCCGUUGUUUUCCAAUUGUUCGCUGCUAGUUGGCUUACUAAUCGAUAGUUAAUAGUAGAAGUGACUUUUAAAUUAGUUCGCAGUCUUUUCUUUUUGGGCCAUCAGAUACUAUGUACUAAGAAUAUUGUACAAUUUGCACUAUUGCCAACAGUUUUAACAA